Molecule: messenger RNA, 1803 nt
Organism: Cornus florida
Lineage: Eukaryota; Viridiplantae; Streptophyta; Magnoliopsida; Cornales; Cornaceae
Exons: 3
Coding region: 89-1597 (502 amino acids)
Source: RefSeq, a predicted model, not a curated record
AAAUCAUCACGGCGAUUUCUUGCAAUUUACCUCUUAUCUUUUCUUUUCCAAAUUGCUACUACAAUUUUAAAGUAUCUCUUGCUCUUCUAUGGAUAGGAGUAUGUCUGAGCAGCAGAACAGCGAGCCACAGGCAGUGGAGGAGCCCAAGGGCCGACCCGUCGGCGGCACCGAGUACAGCUGGUGCAAGGCCGUGCCCGGUGGCACCGGCAUAACUGUUCUGGGUCUUCUCCUCUCAAAAACCCCAGACUUGUCAGUUCUCCAAAAUGCCCUCCACAACCUCCAAAUUACCCACCCUAUACUCCGGUCCAAGCUCCACACCGACACCCCCACCACCAAUUACAGCAACACAUUCUCCUACAGAUACAUGACACCACCUACCAGCCCUCUAGAUCUCUUCCAAAUCCAAUGGUUCGAUCUUCCAUCGACGGCUCACGUCCUCCAAACCACUAACGACAACGACGACGACAACUCCUUUGACUCUGAUCCCUUCCACCUGAUCCUCGAACACGAAUUGAAUCGAAACACCUGGAGUAGGAAUAGUGCUAGUACUAGUAGUGACGACACCGACGUGCUCUUUGCCAGCGUGUACAGUCUAAGUGAUGAGAAGUGGGUGGUGGCGCUCCGCCUUCAUACGUCGGCGUGUGACCGGAUGGCGGGGGUGUGGUUGCUGAGGGAGCUGUUGGAGUUGUUGAUAUUGAGGAUGAGAGGGAAGGAGGAGGGGGAAUCAGGCAGUGGUGGGCUGCAGGAGGAGGUUAUUAGUUUGGGAAUUGAGGAUUAUAUUCCGAGUGGUAAAGAUAAAAAGCCUUUUUGGGCACGAGGAGUGGACAUGUUGGGCGACUCUUUGAAUUCUUUCAAGUUGUCAAAUUUAGACUUUAGAGAUGUCCAUUCCCCAAGAGCUUCCCAGGUGGUCAGGUUGCAGAUAGCGUCACAACACACUCAUGGGAUUAUUUCUGGUUGCAAGUCAAGAGGGAUCAGACUAUGCGGGGCCUUGGCAGCUGCCGGAUUAAUUGCUGCUCGAUCCUCUAAAGACCUUCCUGAUGAUCAGUGGGAGAAGUAUGCAGUUGUGACCCUCAUCGACUGCCGUUCGAUUCUUGACCCAGUUCUUAGCAGCCACCAUCUUGGGUUUUACCAUUCUGCCAUCGUAAACACACAUGGCAUACGAGGAGGUGAAAAUUUCUGGGAGCUGGCAAAGAGAACCUACACAGCCUUUGCGGAUGCUAAGAACAACAACAAACAUUUCUCAGACAUGGCAGACCUCAAUUUUCUCAUGUGCAAGGCAAUUGACAACCCUGGUUUGACUCCAUCAUCAUCCCUGAGGACUUCCUUCAUUUCUGUGUUUGAGGACUCUGUGAUCGACCAUUCUAACAAGUCGCUGCGAGAGAUCGGACUGGAGGACUACCUUGGGUGCGCUUCGGUUCACGGAGUGGGCCCGUCUAUUGCCAUCUUCGACACGAUACGGGAUGGAGAACUGGACUGUGCCUGUGUGUACCCAUCGCCAUUGCAUUCGAGGAAACAGAUGCAAGAGCUCGUUAAUAAGAUGAAAAGGAUUCUAGUUGAUGCCAGUACUUGUGUGGAGGGUGAGUCGGGUGACUGUUAGCCCUUUUUAUGAAAUUCUGCCAUGCCAGUAACUGUUUCCCUAUGGAUAAUGCAUGCAGGUUCUGUCUGUCUGUCUCUCUCUAUAUCUUUCUAUAUAUGAUGUAUGUAUGCAUAUUACGGAGUAUUUUGUCAGCAGUUAAAUAGGAAUAAAUAGGAAUUAAGACUAUUCAAACUUAUCCUUUGCAUUACAUUUUGAGUUUUGAAUUA